This is a messenger RNA of Triticum dicoccoides, 2639 nucleotides long. RefSeq names its product Tetratricopeptide repeat (TPR)-like superfamily protein. The transcript has a single exon. Gene Ontology annotation, biological process: RNA modification. The record is from RefSeq and is a predicted model, not a curated record. Gene Ontology annotation, molecular function: protein binding; RNA binding. Lineage: Eukaryota; Viridiplantae; Streptophyta; Magnoliopsida; Poales; Poaceae. Bases 29 to 2191 code for a protein of 720 amino acids.
UUCGUUCUCCUCCCGCCAGACCGCCACCAUGGCCGCGGCGGCCGCCGGCGCCUCUACUUCCGCCGCAGCUGUGUACGCAAUCUCUGCCCACAUAGCCGCUGGAAGACUCUUCGCCGCCCUAGACACUCUCACCCCUUCCUGGUCCUCCUCCCCGAUACCCUCCUCACUCUACGCUUCCCUCCUCCGUCUGGCCACCGACCACGGCUCCCUCUCGGCCGCCCGCCGCAUCGCGACCCACUUCACCUCCGCCACCUUCCAAUUCAACCGCUCAUCAGUCCCCACCUUCCUAUUCAACCGCGCCAUCGAGUCUCUUGCUGCUUGCGGCGGCCUCGCGGACGCGCGGGAGUUGUUUGAGUUAAUGCCGCGCCGUGACGGCGGUUCUUGGAAUGCCAUCAUCUACGCUUCCUCCCGCGCCGGGAAACCCACGGAGGCGCUUUCCCUCUUUGCCGAUAUGUACGCCCGUGGCGUUCGCCCCAACGAUGUCACAAUGGCAUCCGUGCUCGCCUGCUGCUCAGAGUGCCUCAACCCGUGUGGUGCCCAGCAGCUCCACGGCCAUAUCUCCAAGCGGGACUUCCAGUCCAAUGUGAUUCUUGGCACAGCGCUGGUUGAUGUGUAUGGGAAGUGUCACUUACUUGCAGAUGCGAGGCAGGCAUUUGAUGGUAUCUCCGAACCUAAUGCCAUUUCGUGGAAUGUCAUCAUCCGCCGGUAUCUUCUUGCUGGGAUGGGGGAUAUGGCAGCUGAAAUGUUCUUUCAGAUGGUCUGGGCAGGAGUUAGGCCGCUUGUUUAUACCGUCUCACAUGCACUUCUUGCUUGCCGGGAUAACAAUGCGCUUGAAGAAGGACGGUGCAUGCAUACUUUUGUGCUUCGUCAUGGGUACGAGCAACACGUCCAUGUGCGGAGCUCAGUCGUGGAUAUGUAUGCCAAGUGCGGUGCCAUUGAUGCAGCCCAAAGGCUCUUCAACUUGGCACCAGUGAAGGACAUGAUAAUGUCGACCUCAAUUUUGUCAGGGCUGGCUUCUUGUGGGAGGGUUGCUGAUGCAAAGCGAGUGUUCGACAGGAUGGAAGAGCGUAACUUGGUGUCCUGGAAUGCUAUGUUGACUGGUUAUAUCAGGUCCUUGGAUCUGACUGGUGCGUUGCAUUUGUUCCAGCAGAUGAGGAAGGAGACAAAGGAGCUUGAUGAUGUUACACUUGGUUCGGUGCUCAAUGCUUGUACUGGGAUGCUUGAUAUUUGGAAAGGUGAGGAGGUCCAUGCAUUCGCUUUCAAGUGUGGUUUAUUCAGUUACCCUUUCCUAAAGAACGCUCUUGUGAGGAUGUAUUCCAAAUGCGGAUGCAUGAGGAGUGCAGAACUGCUUCUUCAAUUCGAGAUGGGAGAGAGAGACAAAUACUCCUGGAAUUCACUUAUCUCAGGCUAUGAGCGCCACUCCAUGAGUGAAGCAGCUCUGCAUGCACUGAGUGAAAUGCAAUCUGAAGUAACUCCUAACCAGUCCACGUUCAGUUCGGCACUGGCAGCCUGUGCCAACAUUUUUCUGCUUAAGCACGGCAUGGAGAUUCAUGCGUACAUGAUCAGAAAUGGCUAUGAGAUUGACGAUAUACUGCGAAGUGCAUUGAUUGACAUGUACUCCAAGUGUAGGCUAUUUGAUUAUGCCAUCAGGAUAUUUGAGGCACGGCCAUCUCGUGAUGUCAUCCUGUGGAAUUCGAUAAUCUUUGGCUGUGCUUACAGUGGCAAAGGUGAGUAUGGGCUUGAAUUGUUUGAUGAAAUGCGGGCGCAAGGGAUUAAGGCCGAUUCUGUCACUUUCCUCAGUGCACUAGUUUCAUGUAUCAGCGAGGGGCAUGUUGGGUUGGGAAAGAGUUAUUUCACUUUGAUGACUGAGGAAUCCAUCAUUCCUCGCAUGGAGCACUAUGAGUGCAUGAUUGAGCUGCUGGGCAAACAUGGACACAUGGUUGAGCUCGAGGAUUUUGUGGAUCACAUGCCGUUUGAGCCAACAACCACAAUGUGGUUAAGGAUCUUCGACUGCUGUAGGGAAUAUGGAAAUAGGAAAUUAGGGGAGCGGGCUGCCAAGUGCAUCAAUGAUAGCAAUCCCCAGACACCGGUUCGAUACGAGGCUACUGCGGACUACAUGUGCAGUGAUGGUGGCAGUGCAGAGCCCAUGUUAUUUGGUAACCCGGACGAAGAAUUGAUGUCGCCGCUGUGAGUGCCAUGACAUCGACUCACAGUCACAGGUGGCUGAGCUGGAAUUCUUAAUUGCCAAAUCAAGGAGCAGACUUGAAAAGGAUUUUCAGGUGCUUGUGAUCCCAUUUGACACUUGACAGGAGUCACAGGACUACCCUAGUUACAGUUGGUCGAGCUGAAGACAGGGUCUCUCGGCCGAACAUGGAGCUUGUAAUUAUAAGGAUGAUAACAAGACCUCAAGCUUUCAUCUCAGCUGACUGAGGAUGAAUUGGAGCCCAACUUUGCAUGAUUUAUUCUGGCACUCACAAGGAAGUCACAUUGAGUCUUCUAGUCUGUCUAUGUUGAGUGGCCAGGUGCCGAGACUUCCUCUCUCGGGGAACAUAUAGCAGGCCUCAUCGGCUAGGAAGAUGCCGAGGAAGUUGUAAAAUAUCACCUUUGUUUCGAAUUAUAAGACGUUUUGGAUAUUUCAA